GGCUCUGGCUUAAUUCUCCUUCGUCGAAUGACAGGAGGGAGGAAUGAGUGGCGACGGACAUCCUUUUCUGGAGCGGGUAAAGCUACAGGAGGGAGUCCUGGCAGAGUCCAGUUUGCUCCUCUUUUGAGGGGUGAGGGAAAGGAAUUGGCCCCUGUACAUGCAAAGGGCUCCCUGCUUUGCACUUUUUGCUUCCUGAAGCUUUAUUUCCUGAAUGAGCUCUCAAAGCUUUAUUCCUGCUCUCACCUUCAAUGCAUUCAACCCUCCUCAGCCCUAAAAGGGGAAACCUGCCUCUGUCUGAGAGCUGGGUAUCGGCAGACUCUCCGGUGUAGGAAAAAGUUGUCUGGGAUAUCAAAUGAACUGGUAGCUCAUAAAAGCACAGGGCUCACACUCAUAGUUGGUUAUGAAAAGCUCUUGCUAUAGUUUUUAGCCUGGAAAAAAGCUCCAAGUUAUGCAGCUGGGCUGGGUAUUUUAUGUCUCUUCAUUCUAAAACUCUGAAUAACCAAGACUUACUAUGAAACCUGACUUCUGAGAAGUUACAGGAAUUCAGCUGAAUAAAUUUCCCUGGGAAAAGAUGCAAUGCAGAUGAAACUGACCUAAGUAAGAGAAGAAGCAUUGCAUAAAUUUAGAAGAGGAAAUGGCCUAUAUAAAGUGUGUGAGCAAAAACUUGGCAAAACCAGGUAGAGAUGAGCAGAAUAGUGUUUGCAGACAGGUGGAUCUGAGGUGUCUUGUGCAGCUGCCUUUGAGCUGAAAGGAGGCACUGCAGAAGGAGUUGGCUGGUGGGUGUGUUGGGAUGCAAGCCUUGGCACAUGUGCUCUGAAUAAACAGAUACCCUUGCUGAGUAGAUGCUGUGAAAGCCUGCUCAGAGUUGCUGUGUUGGUGUUAGAGGGUGGGGAGUUAAAGGAGAGUGUGGCUCUUGCUUUUUCUUGGCACGGGAGCAGCAAUCAAGUCCUAGAGCUGGCUGUGCAUGGCUUUGGCGGCCAGAACUCUGCUGCAUCACAAGGCCAGUGGUUCUGCUACUGUUGCUGCCUCAUCUCUCUCUGUGUGGUGGGAGCAGCUUUGGAGCCUGGCCUGCAGCCAAGCAGGAUUUUUAUUAAGGGAAUACUCUGUGUUUAAAGUCAGCUGCAAUACAGUUGACUUAAGGGGGAUGUGUGUGAUAAAUCCAUCCAGCGAUUUAUCCAGAGCCAGACCAAAGAGAGUCUGCCAAAAGCAUCCAUCUGAACAGCAGUGUAAGGGCAGGAGUGAUAGGUGCAGUGUUCCAGGAGCUGCCUGGCUGCAGAGGCAAUUCCAGGGCUACAUCUGGCAAAGUGCCCUACAAUGGAUGCAUGGAGGGAGAGAUAGUGCUGCAUCCAUGAAGGAGUGGGCUGGGUGCUAGAGGAGAGGCUGCAGUGGAGGGGCACGUGGCCUGUGCCUUCUGGGAGAAGGACUUGCUUCCAAAGCCUCAGUGAACCUCGAGCAGAGUAUUAGACUAUUUCCCUCACAAGCAAGCAAUGGCUGUGGACGUUGCGAUGCAGCUGUACUUGUGCUCCUCACCUGUGCGAAGAGAGAAGUGUGCCUGCAAAAUUGCUCCAAAGCCAAGCAAGCCACUGCGGCCCUGCAUCCAGCUGAGCAGCAAAACUGCACUGAGUGGACCAGAAGAGGCAGCCAGCUCCUUCACACACAUCAAAGCAAAGAAGAAGGUGUCGUUUGCAGAUAGCAGAGGCUUCUCUCUGACAAUGGUGAAGGUGUUCUCAGAGUUUGAAGAUCCACUAGAUAUUCCUUUCAACAUCACAGAGCUGAUAGACAACAUCGUGGGUUUGACAACAGUGGAGAAGGACAGCUUUGUCCUGGAUUUUGUUCAGCCCUCUGUUGACUACCUGGACUUCAGAAACCGCCUCCAGACAGACUGUGUCUGUCUGGAAAACUGUAUGCUAAAGGAGAAAUCUAUUGUGGGAACAGUGAAGGUGAAGAACCUCGCUUUCGAAAAGACGGUGAAGAUCCGGAUGACGUUUGACACGUGGAAAAGCUUUGUAGACCACCCAUGCCAGUAUGUCAAGGAUACGUAUGGAGGGUCAGAUCAGGACACAUUUUCCUUUGACAUCAGCUUGCCUGAGGGAAUUCAGUCACAUGAAAGAGUCGAGUUUGCCAUUUCCUUUGAGUGCAAUGGGAAGGUGUACUGGGACAACAACAGGGGCACAAAUUACAGGAUCAUACGGUCAGAACUGAAGUCUGCCCAGGAAGCUGUCCGUCCCCCACAGGCUCCUGACUUGGACAGUGCAUUUGAUCAGUUUGGGAGCCCUCGGUGCUCCUAUGGCCUCUUUCCUGAGUGGCCCAGUUAUUCAGGCUAUGAGAAGCUCGGGCCCUACUAUUGACCCAAGGACAAAAGCCAGGCUGACUAACUGUUGCUGGUGUGUCUGCAGGCCUUGGGGCUGGUCUGAACACAGGUGUAUGAAUAGGUGGAAGAAGUAUGGCUCUCUGUAGCUUAGCAUAAGCCUCCCAGCAAAACCAGAUGUGCAGUGCUCCGCUGGCAAGGGGCUUGUAGUCAGAGAAGCAAAUCAGGCUCUCCCAGAUGAUCAGAGGACCAGGGACUGCUCACGUCUCUUCAGCACUUCUUCUUCCUCUUCAGUAAAGAUGCCAGUGUCCAGGGAAACACUUCCAUGCUUAUUACCUGUUCAAGCUGUGUAGUGGUGGCUGCUUUGUAUUGCCUGCCUAGUAUUAAAAGGCUCUUCCAAAAUAUGUCCUAGUAUUAUAUUGUUAGUGGGCUCUAUUACAGCUGCAGGUUUCUCCUUGCAAAGCCAGCCUGUCCCUGUCAGGAAAUAGUGUGGUUGGAUUGCUGGGAAUGGAGUCCUCUUUGCACAUGUCCUUGUAGUGAGGCCCUUCUUACUGGAGGCAGAAAGCAUGUUUUGGAAGUGAAAAUGCAAUGUGAUGACAGGAAGUAUGGCCCUACAGCCUGCCAUAUUAGGAGAUGUGCCUGUGGGAGAGGAUCUGAUGUGCUUAGUCACUGGUUGUUAUAUCAGAUGAUCUUGAAAAUCUCUCAUACCAUUGGUGUUACCAAAAAUAGAGAUUAGCUGUAGCUCUGUGGUGCUUGUAACACAGCUGUGGGUUGACAUCCUUGGCUGCCUUCUUCAAAACCUUCCUGUUUCUUUAAUCACAAGUGAUCAAUGAUGCUUUUUCCCCUUGAUGGACAUCUGAAGUUGGCUGUGCUGGACCCUGAAAAUGUAUUUCAUCCUCCUGUGGACUGUAAACUAGGGUUUUGUCCAGCUGGGGCCCAGGGUCCUGUGCAGGAGACUCUGCUGGGGUGUUACAGGAGCUAAACACAAACAGACCCCAUGGCUGUCUGUGUUGUGUCCUGUACAGGAAGGUGACUGUUGUGUACCUACCAUGGUGGAAGUGCCUUGACAGAGAAAGGGGUGGUAUGUGCAAUCCCAGCAAUGCUUUGGGAUGAACAGGCUUUGGAAUUGGUGCUGCUUUUAAGAUCUGGUGAUGGUUUGCUACUCCUGUGCCAUGGACUGCUUGGCAGAUAAAGGUGUAGCACUGCUCACAUCUGAGGGUGCUGUGGCUGUCCUGGAUGAACGUGCUUGGGCGUCCCUUGCUGCUGGAGCAGUAUCUGCCAGUUUGACCUGCAAAUGCCCAGACUUUGCAUUUCUGACCAUAAAAAGUAGCUCACCCCACCUAUGCAAAGAACUAGCCGUGAGGAGAAUGAGAUGUGGGGUUAUCCUGACAGCACCCCUGCAUGUGAGACAAAUCACAGAUGUGAACCAUCCUGAUUAAAGAGGUGUCUCGUCUUCUGGAUGUGUGCUGAGGUGGUGAGCUCAGCAGUGCCAAACAGCCUCACAGAGCUUCUUGGGUGCUAACUGAGCAGAAUAACUUAAUCCCUCAGCUCAAAAGAGAGUGCUGAGCAAUUGGUAGAAAUAGAGGUCAAGGGAAUACUACUUUUUCUAAUGCAUAAGCUUUAUAUAAUUUUGUGUGCCUCUAGUAGCCUGUGGAUGUGCUGGAGACAAGCAACAGGCUAGACUACUUAACUUUGGUAGCAUAGCUUUUAAUUCUGGAGACUACUGUAUAAAUACUUAGAAGCUGUUUUACUCUAACCUAGAAGGGAUACUGGGAUCACUGUUGGAUAUCAAAAGGGACAGGAGCUUGCAGGAAGAAUAGCUGGCCUUCAACUGCUGCUUUUCCAAAAUACAGAAUCAGUAUGUGUCUUCACUGUGCCUGAUCACUUAGUCGAGGUGGUGAAUCUACCUGCUAGCCCAGAGCUCAUCAUGUUUGGUUCCUCUAUUCAAACAUCUUCCCAAGUCAGCCCUUAGAGCCUGCAUCUGGUCUCUCUGUAAGGGACUGUUGCCUAGCUUGGCAAACUGAAGGCAAGUUUGAGUGACACUGAUACUUUUUAUUUAUUUAGUGUAUGGUGUUGAUGUUGUAAGACACUAACUGUAGAAAAGUCCUGUUCUCCUGGCACCUUCUUGUGCCUAUGGAGAGCUGUUUGGGAGCCAAAACAAGGCAUGUGGGUCUGGGGUGCUGUGGAUGGUGGUAUCUCCGUGCAGGCUUGUUUUCAGGCUGGGCAUCAGGUGUGCUUAGGGAGGAACAUGGAAGAUAAGCUAGAAGAGCAGUGCCAUAAGUAAAGUUAGGCUGGGAACUGACUAUUUGAUCAAUAGCAGUUUAAAAAUACUACUUGUGGCCUUUCCCCUUUUCCCUUUUUCCAUUGCCAAUGUGAACAUAGAAGUGAGGGGGUUGCUCUCCUUGCUCUGUGCCUGGAAGUGCCUUGUAGGAUGUUUUGCAUGUUUGUUUUUAAAAGAUAUUUUUGUACACAACAUUCAAGUGGAAAAUGCACUUUAUAAUUGCCAUGUAAUGACUCUUUUAAAAAUAUGGCUCUGUUUUUAUCUGAUUGUUAAAAUAAAGGUGGA
This is a messenger RNA of Poecile atricapillus (Black-capped chickadee), 4874 nucleotides long. RefSeq names its product protein phosphatase 1 regulatory subunit 3B (gene PPP1R3B). Gene Ontology annotation, cellular component: protein phosphatase type 1 complex. Gene Ontology annotation, molecular function: protein phosphatase 1 binding; glycogen binding. The coding region runs from base 1488 to 2348 and encodes 286 amino acids. The transcript has 2 exons. Gene Ontology annotation, biological process: regulation of glycogen biosynthetic process. The record is from RefSeq and is a predicted model, not a curated record. Lineage: Eukaryota; Metazoa; Chordata; Aves; Passeriformes; Paridae.